ACUGGAUUUGUCAGGGGAAUAUAUCGGCCAUUUUUGAAUUUGACUUGUUGUGUUUUCCGUUGCUUUAGAUUAAAUAUUUCAACUUUAAGAUAUUCUUUUUUUUUUGAAUUUAGUUUAAAGGACCGCUUGUGUUUAAUAACUUAACAGGUAGAGAGAAGUAAAUAUGGGCGAUAAAUCGAAAGAAGAAUUUGAGAAUAAAGAAAACGAAGCGUUAAGAGGACCAGACGCCGAAAAGGGUAAGCGUAAGCCAUAUUUCAAGAGAGAAUUGUCCUCCAUUAGCAGCAGAGAAAUAGCAAAAGACAGACGAAGAUACAAUUUAGGGAUAUGUCUAUUUUCUGUUUUGAAUGUACUCUUGAUAUCCUUGAUUAUAAUCACGGGUUAUUACGUCUUCUCUGAGAAAAAAGUUAUCGUGUUGCGUGAUGCCGACAUAUGUGUGCCCUGUGAAGACUUGAGACUACAUCCGGAUGACAAAAUAGAAGGAAUCGAAAGGCGAGGGGAAAACAAAACAGUAUGUUGUAUGAAGGAAGAAGAGGGAUCAGAUGCUCUUGUUGGAUAUUUCAUCGAUCACUGGUUAAAGAAGAAACUAGCGACUGAUGACCGACAGUUCAUCCGGUACGAGUGUAAUGAUAAAGACAAGACCACAUCACAAAAACCUAUCAUCAAACUGGUUGGAAAAACGGAAAAACAAAAGGCCGAACACCACAAGUUGCAUUGGGAUGGUGACUCAGAAAUGGCAAUAAAGUCAGAAAAUGGUGAACUCACCCACCACAAACAGCAUGGCUUCAUUGAAAUAAAGAAAUCUGGACUGUACCAAGUAUACAGUCAAAUAGUCCUAGACCAUGAUAUGAAGUCGCAAAGUCAACACAACGCUCCGGCUAUCUACCAACACUCUGUCGUUCUCAUAGAAGCUGGAACAAUGCAUGACAAAUAUGCCAGAGAGAAGAUUAUUUUGAAAACAUCGAACUCGCACUGUGCGAGUAAAUCGAAUAGACAGACAAUUACAAGUUACCUUGGUGGCGCCUUCCAGCUUUCAGAGGGAGAUAAACUAGCAGUCAAGGCUCACAACAAAACAGAACUGGUUCCAGUGCCUCAUAUGAACUUCUUUGGUGUUCAUAUGCUGUAGACAAGAAAUUGGUAAAUCCAAUCCAGUUAUCAAAUAUCAUUUCUAGCCAAUUUCCAUACAUCAGAACAUUUACUUUUAAAGCUGAGAAAUAAAUGUGGUCAUUUCUGGACACUUUCAAUUUAUUUGUAUAGGUGAAAACAAAUCUCAUUUCUAGUAACUUUUAAUACGUUCCAACAUUUAUUUUUAUAUCAUUUUAGCUAAUUUCCAGACAUCGGGACAUUCAUUUUUGUAACUGUAAACAAAAUGUGGCCAUUUCUAACUAUUAUAUAUAUACAUUGCACCAUUUAUUUUAGCAACUGUAAAUCAAAAAUGAUCAUUUCUAUCUACUUUCCAUUAAAGCUGAAAACCUUAAUUAAAUCAGUUUAGCAACUUUCCAUAGGUCGCAACAUUUAAGUUUUAUAACUGAAAAUUAAAUGUGAUAAAAAUACAUAUCAAAUUUUGACAUUAUGUGUGAUAUUUUUCUGUUUUUUUAAUGGAAAAUUGGUGUCACAGAAUAAUCUUUUUCUAAUGUUAUAUUUCAUAAAGUAUGGAGUGUAUUAUGGAUAACAGUACAGUCAAACCUGUGUUAAAACCACCUCUGAACAGAGACACCUGGCUCUAAAGACCACAUGUUUUAUUUCCCAUUUUAACAUUUACAGUGUACUUUAACCUGUGAAUAAAGACCUCAUUUUGGCUCUCCCAAGGGUGGUCUUUGUAGACAGGUUUGACUGCAUUUCAUUUAAGUUUAGCUGGUCGAUGUCGAACAUGCUGAUAAAUUGUUUUCAAAUUCAAAUUGUAGAUAGUUAUUGGAGGAUUAUCCAAAUAAAAACUGAAACCUUUGUAAUGUAAUUGCAGUAAUUUUAUAAAACAUAUCUGGGAUUGUUACAUCUUGAAUAUAUACCCGACAUCUGAAAUCCAAUAUUCGUAUCACGUUUAAAGCUAUUUCGCUGAAAUGGCAAAUUAAAUAUGAGCCGCGCCACGAGAAAAACAAAAUAGUGGUUUUGCGACCAGCAUGGAUCCAGACCAGCCUGCGCAUCCGCGCAGUCAGGAUCCAUGGUGUUCCCUUUGAAAGUCUAAUACAAAUGGAUAAACUGUUAGCGAACAUCAUGGAUUCUGACCAGACUGCGCGAAUGCGCAGGCGGGUCUGGAUCCAUGCUGGUCGCAAGGCCACUAUGUUGGUUUUCUCAUGGCACGGCUCAUAUAAAUAUACUUUUUGACAAAGUAAUAGAUAAGGUAGAACAUGUUUUUUAUACUAGAUUCACUUUAGAAACCUCUCAUUGAAAAAAUAUGCAGUAUUCAUUUUCAUUUUGUUUGUUUAAUUUUUAUGCUUGUCAAAUUAUCUUAAUAUUUCCAUAACCAGUUAAGAAGGUAAAUAUUUACUAUAAGAAAAUUAACAAAAAAAAAUAUUAGUAGAAAAGAACCUAAAAUAUAUGGUAAUUUCGACAGAUGAACAAACUUCAUUGGUUAACUUUCCUGAAAUAUAUCUUUCUUUUAAAGUUGACUGUAUGUUUGUAGCCUGAUGACUAAAACGAAAUUUCCUGAAUUUGUUGAAAUGAUAAACAUUUUUUUUUAGUAUUUUGUCCAUUUCUGAAGCCAAGCUAAAUCAUCAUUUGAGCCGCGCCAGGAGAAAACCAACAUAGUGGCUUUGCGACAGGAUCCAUGCUGUUCACUAACAGUUUUUUCUAAUUGCAAUAGGCUUUGAAAGCGAACAGCAUGGAUCCUGACCAGACUGCGCGGAUGCGCAUGCUGGUCGCAAAGCCACUAUGUUGGUUUUCUCAUGGCACGGCUCAUUUUAUAGUUCAUAUCAGUAGUUUAACUUCCUCGUCUAAACCAGGACAAGAUCCCCAUUGUUGGAAAUAUGGAGGCAUAGGAUAUUUUAUCAAAACCUGUUUAAUAUAAAGUUGUUUUUGAUGUUAUUCAAUGAGACUGUGAAUACGUAUUCUGGAUCUUGUCGGACCAAUGCUUAGGCGAAACUUUCCAAAAUGAUAAACUUUGGUUUUGUUCAGUAUACAUAUCCCGUCUCAACAAUCGAGAUGAUGAUAUUUUAUUUUUGUAUAGUAUAUAUCCUGUCUCAGCAAUCGCGAUGAUGAUUUUUUGUUUCUUUUUAAACCUGGGGUGUCCGACAUGUCGGUCGCAUUCGUUUUAGCUAUAAAGUCUAGUUCAUUUCUAUAAAAUCAGUAUACUAUUUAAACUAUUUAUAGAAUAUUUAUAUCUGUUUAUAAGGAGGUGGAAAAGUGACUCUUUGUUGUGUGAUGUCAUAAUGUUAAGAAUAAUUUAGAAAUUCAUAUAUAAGAAGACAUUUACUGAUUUACAAUGCAUGUUUACAUCUUCCACCAUUUUCUUGGACAAAUAGCUAUUUUAUGAACGUUUGCGUUGAUCUAGCAUCCACUUGGAGGUUAAACACUUUUAUUAGAUAGGUUGUUACUUUGUCUGCAUGGGCCAAACAGAAUAAAUGAGCCAGACAGUGAAUAUUGUUAUUUUUUGUACUUGUAUAUUAUUUGCCGACAUAAUAUCAUGAUUCUUCUUUUAGCUUUUGUGAUUCUAGUAAAACUAGCAUUUUUUAAUAGCGCCUAUAAUAUGUUUGUACAUAACUAAAUGCUUUGUCCUUAAAAAGAAAGGGACUGUAUGUAUAAAAAUACGUUUAAUUUAACCAUUUAUAUAUUUUCUGUACUUCUGAUUGAUUAGUCACAUAAAUUAUCAUGCAUGUAUUUAAUGAUAUCUAAAUAUUAUAUUUGUUCAUAAAUUUAAAAGCAUCGAGUACUUUUUAUUGCAUUCACUAAUUAAUGUACUAUUCUAUUUGUUUUCGUAUGAGCACUACAGUAAUAUGACAAUGUCUCCUAAGGAUCGCUCUGCAUACUGUAAAUUUCGUUGUGGUGUGACACCUAUAAGAAUUAAGACUAGCUGAUAGGUUCGAAAACUUGAGUAAAGAAAAUAGAACAUGCCCCUUUUGUCAAGCUAUUGAAACUGAAAGUCAUGUUAUUUUCAAUAGCUCUAUGUGUGAUGAUGUUAUGAUUCAGUUGCUUGCCCUAGUUUUAUCAAUAGAACCUAACUUCAAUAAUAUGCAGGAUUUCGAUAAGUUAAACUUGUGUUUUCUAAUCAUUCACUCAUUAGAAUAAGUGCUUAAAUUUGUUACGACAUUUUAAACAGAAGAAACGUUUAUCUAUGUAAAUAAUGUAAUUUCUUUUUAAUAUGUUAUUUGUACCUCUUACUUACUCCUAAGAAGUAAGUGCUAAUCAGUUCAUCUACGAUCUGAUCGGGAUGAUAUCUGAGUUUUAACCUAUUUUUCUAAUCUGCGCAAUAGUGCUUUUUUCAAAUAUCAGUGUUUUAAUCGCUCAUUUUAAUAUCCUCUUAAUAUAUGGAUUAGCGUCUACUUCUUAGCUUUGAAAAUAUGUAAAUAGCAUAGUGAUAUAAUGUAAUGUUAAGCGUACCCAAAUACCCAAAUCUCUUGUAACUCAUUACAUGAGGGGCUACGUACUUUUAUAUAUAUAUAUGUUGUUGUUGUUGUUGUUGUUUACAAGUUUGUAUAAUAUAAUUGUAUGUACAUAUGUACAUUGAUGAGACUCAAAUAAUAAAGAUUAUAUAUACAUGUUGUAUAUAUAACAGUUGACGAGGGCGAUUUCAAAUUUGUCAUUCAAUCGCCAUAGAUGAAGUAUUUAAUAACUUAGUCAAUGAAAUUUGUCUGGUUUUCACAAAGGUACUAGCCUGGAUUUGAGUACAGAAAGUUCGAUAUGAUAACAUAGUUUGCAGUAGCUAUAAACGUUGUGCUAUUCAAGUGGCUUAAGUACAAUAUCACGAAUUAUUCUAUAUCUGUUUUAUCUAUCCAGUCGUGAACGUUUCUUUGCAACACGUGACCAUACAAUAUAAUAGGGAUAUUAUAACAGUAACUUGAUCUGGGAUGCAGUAUUCGGCUCGAGUGGAUUUUGCCAGAUCGGAUCUCACGAGGCGCGCAAGCGCCGAGUGUGAUCCGACCUUGCAAAAUCCACGAGAGCCGAAUACAAAGUCCCAGAUCAAGCUACUGUUAUAAUGACCCUUUUAUUAUAUACCUUUACCAUUUUGAUUCUUGUUUUGUUCUUGAACGAAGUCUUCAAUGUUUAUCGAUAUUAAAUGGAACUUAGUGAAGUUUUUAUGUGCGCAAUUUAUAGAAAUGUGCCGGGUCAUGCAUAUUAAUGAAAAUAGUCCGGCAGCAUACAAUACGGAAGGUACAAUACGGAAUUUAAAAGGUACAAUACGGAAUUUUUGUCUGUCUGUUCAUAUUUAAUUGUGAAAUACAAGCCGAUUUUUUACAGAAUUUUCAUAGGUAUAUAGUAAAUUACUGUACUGGACACACGUGCGUACACAAUCACCUGUAUUUUUCCGUGUUUGGACGGUUCAAUAGUCUCAUGUUCAACAUACGAUAAAGACCGAAACGCGUGAAAACGUUCCGAUUGUAAAUCGGGUGACAUAGGCGCUCUAUGUACAGAGUUUGAUUAUGUGUCGUGAAAUCAGGAUCCUAAUAUAUCCAAAUAUAUCUCCGUAGUGAACAGAACAAUGUUAAAUAACUUAAUAAUAAACUGAUUAUACAAUAUUUAUAUAUUCAUCUUUUAAUUUCGUGUUAUGUAUAGUAUAUAUUUAGUUGGUAUAAUAUUUACAUGUACAGAUGUUACAAUUGUUGUAUGAAAUGUUAAUCUGUGGGAUAAAGUACGUAAGCUUCAAAAUUGUUUUUGUAUCUGACUUUAUCGGGAUAAAUUAGCAAAGGAAGUGAUAAACGUUUUUAUUAAGUAUAUAAAUCCGAUGAGAAAAUAUUGAAUUUGUCUUAAAAUGUAUUUAUACCAAUAUACAGCUUAGGUGGAUAAUAAGAAAGAAAUAUAAUGUUAAACAGUAUUUUUAUUAAUGGUCUACGUUAGUUUUGAGAUAGUUUGAUGUCUGUUUUUAAAGUGGCACUGUGGAAGAAAUGUUAUAUUUUGACAUAUGUUUCUUUUAUUACGUUUCAUAAUUUCGCAAAACAUUUACAAUCAUAUACAUUAUCAUACAAAAAAAUAAACUGUUAUUCAUUAUUGAAUGUGGAAUUCCACGCUUAGACUUCUGAGAUAAAACAUAUAUUUGGAGAAAGCAUGUAGCAAUCGUUUUAAUCUUUGUUUCAGCCUCUUGUGUACAUGGCAAUGAACGACUGUUUUUUUUUUUUUUUUUGGGGGGGGGGGGGGGGGGUGCAAUAUUGUUUUACUAAAAGUAUUCUUUGACUACAUUUAUAAUAUAAAUGUAGGUGGAAACACAUAUCUCUUCUUAUUAUGUAAGAAUUUCGCUAAAUGGAACUCCUAUUAUAUUACAUAAUCAACAAUGGAAAAUUAUAGUUAUAUGUACAAUGAACGUGUUUUUUCUGGGUAAUGUUUUUUUAAAUGAAACUUCUUGAUUUCAGUUAAAACCCAUCUUAUAUAAGAAUAUACAAACUUGUUUCUUUCAGAAAAAGUAACAGAACUUACCUAGAGAAGUUUCUUAGUGUAGAAAUAUACAUUUUAGCUUUUGAUACACACUGAGCGCUAAAAGUAUAUUUUGUAAAGAACACAGGGCUUUUGUUUUCAAUUUCAAAUUUUUGAAAUGUGCAUGUUUAUAAUUCUAUCACAACUGAAAUUACAAUGAGAAAACUGGAAUGUUUACUUUUUGUAGACGUUACUGUGUAGGGAAAUACAUAUUUCGCUCAGUCUAAUAAAUAUUUCUAGUGUUCAGGGGCCCAUUUUGUAUAGAAUAUCUAACUUAUUGUUUUGUUCGUUUCUAAACAAGGUGUAUAUCUAACAUGGGUUAUAUUACAUGCAUAGAUAAUUAUGUCAGACAAAAGUUAAAGUUUGUGAAAAAUAUUUUUGAAUAAAAGGUUUUGUGUUCUCCAGAAAAUAGACCAUUGGCCCUUAAAGUAUUUUAUAAGAAGCAAACUUUACAUUUCUAAACAAAGCAAUCUAGCUACUUUUUUCUGAACAAUUCAUAAUAAUAUUAUAUUGAAGAGAAAUACAGUUAAGGGGAGGUAAUCAAAAUAAUAACAUGAAACUUAAUAAAACGUUAUUGAAGAGUGUUGAUAUAUUGCCAUAACUUUGUUAAUUAUUUUUUUCUAUUUCAAUAUUGUUUGUAGUGAUCUCAAGGAAAAUCAUAUGUAUGCUUUUUUAAACAACAUUCAUAUCCAGUGCUAGAAUGUGUAAACUUAUUUUGAAUAAUGAAUUAUAGUUUAUCAAAUCUAAAAUAUCCAAAAAAAUGUAAGUAUCUUCAAAAUCUGUAAUAUUUUGUUUGUUUCUGUUAUUCUAGGUUUGAAUUUGAAUAAAAUGUUAUUUAAAUGUUA
Molecule: messenger RNA, 7400 nt
Organism: Mercenaria mercenaria
Lineage: Eukaryota; Metazoa; Mollusca; Bivalvia; Venerida; Veneridae
Exons: 4
Coding region: 164-1123 (319 amino acids)
Biological process (GO): immune response
Cellular component (GO): membrane
Molecular function (GO): tumor necrosis factor receptor binding
Source: RefSeq, a predicted model, not a curated record